Molecule: messenger RNA, 384 nt
Organism: Porites evermanni
Lineage: Eukaryota; Metazoa; Cnidaria; Anthozoa; Scleractinia; Poritidae
Source: the annotation of a GenBank genome assembly
CGCGGAGUGAAGCUUGGUGAUGCCGUGAGUGUCAGAAACUACUCCCGGGGAUUGACGUGGGUCCCUGGAACUAUCAUCCAGGAAACCGGCCCUCUGUCUGCGCGAGUUGAACUAGAAGAUGGAAUGGUAGUUCGGAGACAUCUUGACCAAUUAAUUUCUUGUACUACAGAGCCUCUUUGCCCCAGUCCAACAGCUCAAAGGGCAAGCCAUAGCAACGAGGGAAGUGUUGUUCCGGAGGUUGCAGUACCCGAUGUAGAUAGCCCUGAAGUAACCUGUGGGGAGUUUGAGCCACCUACUACACCCGAAGACCCAAGCUUAGUCCCUGCUACCCCGGAGCGACGAUAUCCAGUAAGGGAUCGAAGACCACCACAGCGUUAUUACUGA